Rodentolepis nana is the source of this 1539-nucleotide messenger RNA. Lineage: Eukaryota; Metazoa; Platyhelminthes; Cestoda; Cyclophyllidea; Hymenolepididae. The record is from the annotation of a GenBank genome assembly.
AUGUUCAGUAUGAUCGGCGGGGCCUCCAGUAGUGUAUGUGCGCGCGUCAGGAAUUUGUGUCGUGGUCUAUCGACACAACCUCUAAAAUCCCAAUAUGACGUAGUCGUUGUUGGUGGUGGAAUGGCCGGCUUCGGUUUUACUGCGUUUGCAGGUUUACACCCAAUGUUACGCAACAAAAAGAUCUUGGUAAUCGAAGCUGGACCUAAGAAAAAGUACAUCAAGACUGAAAAUCACAACAUUCGUGUUGUGGCUCUUACUCCUAUCAGUCGAACCCUACUUGAAAGCGUUAACGCAUGGGAUCGAAUCGAAAAAACUCGAUUUCAGGCCAUUCACAAGAUGAAGGUAAUUGAAAAUGGAACAACGGCAAACCUUCUUCUUGAAAGGGCAGAUCCAAAGGACGUCAUGGGCUAUAUAGUAGAGAAUGAUCUAGUUGUAGACAGUCUCUUAAAAACUGUGGAAGUACUUGCUGCUGAAUCUGGCUCAAAAUCACGCCCGGGUUCCGUCGAAUUUAUCUUUAAUUCUUCUGUUAAAGAUCUUCACUUGCCUAAGACCUUUGCAGAUAGUGAUCUUCCUGAGCUCACAAUUCUUCGAGGCGAUUCGAAUGAAACGAGUACAAUAAAGACAUCCUUGCUUGUUGGGGCAGAUGGGCACAAUUCUUUAAUCCGUAGAUCUUCAGGAAUUCAUACUAUCGGUUGGCAACAUGAUCAGUCGGCUAUCAUUGCAAAUCUUAACCUUAAUCCUGAUUAUGAUUAUACGGUCGCUUGGCAACGUUUCACUGAGACUGGUCCAAUAGCGUUUCUGCCAUUUGGACCACAGAGGUGUUCCGUCACCUGGAGCACAACCCGUGCUGAAGCGAAACGCCUGAUGGGCCUUAGUGACGAGGAAUUUGUGCGCGAGCUGAAUAACCACAUGUCUCAACCUUGCUAUCAUCCCAAAGGUGUCGUCUCAGCCUUUGCCAAGGCUCUUCGGAUGGCCGUUUCCAACAAGAAAACCUCCUUUGAUCCACCCAAAGUCCUCUCCGUACAACCCGGUACUAGGGCUGUCUUUCCUUUGAACUUUAGCCAUUGUACUUUCUAUCAUGGACCUCGAGUGGCUCUUAUUGGUGAUGCUGCUCAUCGUAUUUUACCACUUUCUGGCCAAGGUAUAAAUAUGGGUUUCGGCGACGCUGCCUGUUUGGCUGAAAUGAUCAAUAAAGCCUUAUUUUAUGGCGAAGAUAUUGCAAGCCCCAAAUACCUUGCAAAAUUCACAUCUGAGCGUCAACGUUCAGUCUUCCCAAUGGGUGUCUUUAUUGAGGGUAUUCAAGCCCUUUACACACCGGAUGAGGUUUUCGGUGGACCCUUAACGUACUCUGGACCUGCCUCCAGUAAUCUAGCCCGUCUUCGUCGACUCAGUUAUAAAUUUGGGGUUUCCGAUGCUCUGCUCAGUUUGAGAGGUCUAGGCCUUGAUCUUGUUGAUGCUUGCGGACCUGCUAAGCGAUUCUUUGUUGAAGGAGCAGUCAAAGGUCGAAUCCAGUUACCGUCUCUUCGCUCAUUUUUCUAG